Molecule: messenger RNA, 2364 nt
Organism: Helianthus annuus (common sunflower)
Lineage: Eukaryota; Viridiplantae; Streptophyta; Magnoliopsida; Asterales; Asteraceae
Product: putative late blight resistance protein homolog R1B-16
Exons: 2
Coding region: 1-2364 (787 amino acids)
Biological process (GO): defense response to other organism
Molecular function (GO): ADP binding
Source: RefSeq, a predicted model, not a curated record
AUGGCUGAUGCCCUUGGUCAUCGCUUAGAGAAAUUAAUUAAACUCUUUGAGACAAUUGUCCUCUCAGAUGAAGAAGAAGCAGAUUCCGUGAUAACGAUGAAAGAAUCUUUUGAUGAUCUCAUGAUUUACCUAAGAGACAUGAUGGCAGGGUAUGAAAACGAGCAAGUGCUGGCGUUACUGAAACAAAUGGAAGACUUGGUGGCUAGUAAUCUUUGGCAUGAGUAUAGGAUGAUAGUUACUUGUGAACAACUCUGUAACAUCAGAUAUAGCCCAAGUGUAGAAGAAGAAAAGGUCGUGGUCGGUUUUGAUAAUGAAAUAGAAGCACUACUUGAUCAACUUACUGGAACUUGUUCCACAAAGCAGUUUCAAAUUAUCUCAAUUACAGGAAUGGCUGGGCUUGGAAAGACGACUUUGGUUAAAACACUAUACAACCAUGAGUUAGUUCAGUAUAUAUUCGACUUUCGAUCAUGGACUUGUGUUUCUCAAGUAUAUCAAAAGAAGGAUUUGUUACUCAGCAUAUUAAGCUCUUUUAUUGAUGAUCUUACAUAUGAAUUUUAUGAAAUGUCCGACCACCAGUUGGGGGAAAAGUUAUACAGAAAACUGAAGGGUUGUAGAUAUUUGGUGGUCUUGGAUGAUAUAUGGGAUUGUAGGGUCUGGAACGAUCUUAAAAUGUAUUUUCCAGAUGACAAAACCGGAAGCCGUGUUCUAUUUACUAGCCGUGACAUAGACCUGAGUUUACAUGUACAGUCAGCAAGACCUGCUCAUGUUUUGCGUCUUCGUAAUGAAGAUGAAAGUUGGGCCAUAUUUGAGAAGAAGGUGUUUAGAAUGGGAAUAUGCCCUAAUGGAUUGGGGAAAUAUGGAAGGAUGAUAAAUGAAAAAUGUAAAGGUUUGCCUCUUGCAAUCGUUAUAGCAGCUGGUCUGGUGAAAAAUAAUCUUUCCAUCACCUGGUGGGAGAAAAUUUCUACAAGUCUACAUUCAUUCAUGGUUAGUGAUCCAAGACAAUACAUAGACUCCCUGGAUUUAAGCUACAACCAUUUGCCGCCUCACUUAAGACCUUGUUUUCUCUUUUUGGGAGCGUUUCCUGAGGACUAUGAAGUCCCUGUCACAAAGCUGAUUUGGCUAUGGAUUGCUCAAGGAUUGGUACAUGAAACCGGAAGCAGAAUGUUGGAGGAUGUUGCUGAGGAGUGCUUGAUGGAUUUGAUCAAGAGAAGCCUGCUGAUGACGUCCAGAAUAAAGUCUGACAACCAAGUUAAAACAUGCCGCAUCCAUGACUUAUUGCGUGAUUUUUGCUUGAGAAAAGCCGAGGAAGAAAAUUUUUUGUCAAACAAUUAUAAGUACGGCAUGCUCUCAUCAAUACCUUGCUUUCCAUCGGAGCUGGGAAAAUCUCUUCAAGAGGGUGGAUCAAUUCAUGUUGACUCAUACAAAUUCCUUAAGAUUUUAGAUCUGGAGUCUAUUGUUUUCUCCUUAUUCCCUUUAGAAGCAGUACAAAUAGCUAAUCUGAGAUACCUGGCCAUUCAAGCACAAGAUGGAAGUCCCCAUGCAUCAAUUUCAGACCUUUUAAACCUACAAAUGCUCAUAAUAUCCUCAAGGAAGAAUAUAGUUGUACCAAAAACCAUAUGGAAUAUGCUAAAUCUAAGGCAUCUAUAUAUCAAAUCUGGUGAGAAUAUUAUAGAGGGCGCUAGUUUUCUACAAGGGACAGGGAAUGAUGGACCCGGUGUUUUGGCUAGCUUUCAAACCUUGUCACAAGUAAGUCCUCGAUCUUGCCACGUUAUAUUUUCAAGGACACCUAAUGUUAGGAAGCUUGGCUUUUGUGGACCCUUAAUAUCAAGCCUAGGCGAUUUAGAAUUUCCGAAUUUAGGCUCUUUGGUGCACCUUCAAAAAUUGAAGUUACUUAAUACAUUUCCAUACACUGAAGCAACGAGAUCGUGCAAUCCUGUUCUAUUUCCUGAAAAUCUGAAGAAAUUGACAUUAUCAAACACUGGCAUGGACUGGGAAGAGAUGUGGACUUUCUCUUUGCUACCUAACCUUGAGAUUUUAAAAUUAAAGUUUCAUGCAUGCAUUGGAGAAAGAUGGGAGACAGGGGAUGCAGAGUUUCGGCAACUCAAGGUCUUGAAAUUGCAUGAUCUGGACAUAAAGCAAUGGACUUGUUUGAGGGAUAAUUUCCCAAGGCUGCAACGUUUGGUGGUUCAUCGUUGCGUAAAACUCAAAAGCAUCCCAACGGGUCUUGGGAGGAUUUUUACGUUGGAGGUGAUCGAGGUAAAUGGAUGCAGCCUCUCUGCAUAUGCGUCUGCAGUGGAAAUUCAGAAAGAGCAAGAAAGUGAAGGUGACAGUUUCUUGAAAGUCCAUGGGAAAGAAAAUUUUUAA